Molecule: messenger RNA, 1582 nt
Organism: Pangasianodon hypophthalmus (striped catfish)
Lineage: Eukaryota; Metazoa; Chordata; Actinopteri; Siluriformes; Pangasiidae
Gene: eif1axb
Product: eukaryotic translation initiation factor 1A X-linked b
Exons: 7
Coding region: 153-587 (144 amino acids)
Biological process (GO): translational initiation
Cellular component (GO): cytoplasm
Molecular function (GO): RNA binding; translation initiation factor activity
Source: RefSeq, a predicted model, not a curated record
UGCGCAUUACGCCUUAAAUUGAGCAGGCUUCUUUCUCUUCGAGCGGGUGUCGCUAACCGCCUGUUUGAAGCAACUAAUUUGUCAUUUUAAAGCUUUAAAUACAUAUUUACUUUUGGAACUGAUACAGGAGGCAGCAGUCGGAUAUCUAGAACAUGCCAAAAAACAAAGGUAAAGGAGGAAAGAACAGGCGACGUGGUAAGAAUGAGAACGAGUCGGAGAAGAGAGAGCUGGUGUUUAAAGAGGAUGGACAAGAGUACGCCCAGGUGAUAAAGAUGCUGGGAAACGGCAGGCUGGAGGCCAUGUGCUUCGACGGCGUCAAACGGCUUUGUCACAUCCGAGGAAAACUCCGGAAAAAGGUUUGGAUCAACACAUCAGACAUUAUCCUCAUAGGCCUGAGGGAUUAUCAGGACACGAAAGCAGACGUUAUUUUGAAGUACAACGCUGAUGAGGCUCGGAGUCUGAAGGCGUAUGGAGAGCUUCCAGAGCACGCCAAAAUCAAUGAGACGGACACGUUUGGACCCGGAGACGAUGACGAAAUUCAGUUCGACGAUAUUGGAGAUGACGACGAGGACAUUGAUGAUAUCUAACGUGGAGCUGCUGCUAAGGAGGAAGUGGACUUUAAUUCGCCGGCAGAAGCAGGAUGCCUGGAGUCUGAUCCUCUCAGACCCUGUGGCUCAGAUUUAGGGCUUUUGUCACUAACUACACGACUGCAUCACUAUCUCCAAUACAUUGUUAGUUUUUAAUGUAUUUAUAUUAAUUUCACACCAAGUGGAAUUUAGUUCAAGAAUCUCUGGAUUCGCAAUAAAAACAAACAAUUUUAUGUUUUUGUCUUGCAGUCUAUAAUUUUUGUAGCGUCCAAAUGAUCAAGAGAAAUGUUUGUGAGAAGAGUAGCUGCCUAUACCUUGCCACUGUCUGUUUUUUUUGUCUUUAAUUAGCUUAAAUAGGCCGCUGGACACUCAUCGAGUCCGUCUCUGGGAACAUACAGGAACAUGUUUCCUCUGAUGUUUUUAUUUCUGAAUGUUUUGGAAACAAGAAAUUAGAUUUUUUUUUAAUACAGAGCUGCUUCAUUAAAUAAAUAAAAGAAAGAAAUUCACACUGGAGAUGCACCGAUGCUUUUCUCUUCGCAGCUGACGUCGAUUUCACCCACUGAUUCUGAUCUCUAAAAUCUACGCAUGUCUCGUUAUUCCUGUGCACCUGAAGCCUCCGUGCUUCCUUAUAAUCAAAUUACACAAUAGUAACAUUUCUAUCGGUGCAUGUCUAGUUCAAAUCUGAGUCAGUUUUCUUAUUCUGAAGUGAGACUCGAAUGUUUUCUUUCUAUAAUUUAAAAAAAAAAAAAAAAAAAAAAAAGGUCAAAGUUCAGAAUAUUUUUGUAUACAAGAAUCAAAAAUGAAAUGUUACUAGGUCUUUUUUUUUUUUUUCAUGAAUUGUGUCCUUCAUAAAAAGCAAAUUGUCUGUUAAUUUGUGGAUUGAAGUCGUUAACACCAGGAUGGCGUAAUGGAAAAGUCGGUGGUUUUCCUUCUCUGCUGCUUUUGAUCAAAAGAAAAACAAAUGAUUUUGAAAUAAAAGAUGAUACUAAAUGAAA